Molecule: messenger RNA, 2252 nt
Organism: Polistes canadensis
Lineage: Eukaryota; Metazoa; Arthropoda; Insecta; Hymenoptera; Vespidae
Exons: 4
Coding region: 429-2009 (526 amino acids)
Cellular component (GO): membrane
Source: RefSeq, a predicted model, not a curated record
CAAGAACAGCAGUAACAGCAACUGCAACUGCAACAACAGCAACAGCAGCAGCAGUAGUGACAGUAGUAGCAACAGGAUUAAGAACAAAAUCAAGGAAAAAGAGAACAAACAAAUCGGUUACCGGGAAUUUAGCGGCAAUGCACAUCAUAGACGUUACCUGACGAGCGCACUCGUGCGUACGUGCAAGUCGCAAUUCUCGUUAUCGACGUUUGAUCUCAUUGUCAGCGUCAGUGUCGUUGUCAACGUUGACGUUGACGUUGACGUUGUCACCGACGAUCAUCGUCAUCGUCGUCAUCGACCUCAUCACGGCGAACAACCUAACCACGCUCCUGCGCGCCAUUUUUGCAUCAUCCUUCUAAUAUAAGUUUAUUAUUAAGUAACAUCCCCCUUUACGACGAGGAUAAGCGUACCAGGGUGGCACGAUUAGUAUGACGGUGAUGCUGCUGCAACGUUCGGUCACCCCGCAGUCGACGCACCGCCAAAAGACAGCGAAGGAGGACUGCAGCACGAUACCGCCAUUUAUUUUUUUGCUUGACGAUCGUCAACAAGAACAUAGGCGAUUUACCGACGCCUCAAUCAUCACGACCACUAAUAAUAAUAACAAUAAUAACAAUAACAAUAAUAAUAACAAUAAUAAUAAUAUCAUCAACAACUUCAACAACAAUAAUUACGAAAACAGUUACACUCCUACGACCAAUAACAACAACAAUAAUAAUAUUAAUAAUAAUAAUAAUAAUAUUAAUAAUAAUAAUAAUAAUUACGAAAACGGGAAAAUAAAUAAUAUAGUGAAGAGGAGCGUACGUAGGAGCAGCGGAAGCCGCGAAUACGCGCUCGAGGAGGCCCCGGUUUCGGUGACGUCUUCUCAAAGACGCACCCCAGGUGGCCAGGAGGUCGCAAUGCGAUAUUAUCGGAUUUGGAUUUACGCCUGUAACGGGGUAUUAUUCUUCAGCGCUGCCGCAUUUGCCGCAGUCGUAUCAAUGUCUAUAAUAUUCACCGGUGAUCCUAGGAGACACCUAAUACCUGGCGUACCAAGGGCCUUCGAUCCGACGGCACUUUAUGCUUACUUAGCAUUGGGUACACAAUUGGGACUAGUACAAUUACUUGGUUGCGUUGCCGUUAGAAGACUCAGCGCUAAAUUGUUACACGUAUAUUGGGUCUUACUUUUGGUACUGUUAUUAGGGGACAUCGUUAUUGGUAUCGUUUGGGUCUUCCGUUCCAAAGAGAUGAACAACCAAUUGAGGCCCACCCUAAGCCUACGAUUACAGACGGAAUACGACAAAGAGCCACGAUUCAGCGAACACUGGGAUCGUUUGCAAAAGGAAUUCACGUGUUGCGGUGUAACCGGGCCUCGUGAUUUUGGAUCCUAUUGGCCAAAGACGUGUUGCGGCGGUAUUACAAAUAUAAAUAUCACCGAUACCUGCCAACAACCAUAUUCCCGUGGAUGCGACGAAUCAUUGUUAAGAUGGUUAAGAGAAACAUCCGAUCGAUUAUUCGUAUUCGGUUUUUGUGUAGUGGCAUUUACGAAGCUGUGUUUCCUCGGUAUAUUGCGUUACGAGAUACGCGAGAUGAUACAGAAGAUACGUAUGUUACGUGAACCACCACCACCUGCUACAACAUUUGCCCAGCCGCCAUUUUCCCAAGUGAUGUCCGAACCAACAACAAAUAAUGGCAGCAUCGUUAGACGAACAACUUUGCCUAACGCCGUUACUCCAUCCGGUAACGCAUCGUUAUUAUUGCAAACCGAGGAAUGCAGUACCGGCAGACAUCCGUUAUUAGCGAACAAUCUUCAAGAUGGCGGAGCCGACAGCGACACGAAUAGUCACUGUGCAUUAAUUUUGGAAGAGACCACGCCAACCUCGGCCAAUCACAAUUGCGGUAAUACACGGGAAAAAAGCAACGGCAAUAAUAAUUACGAGAUGAGAGAAUUCAAUAGAAGAUUAUUAUUAUCAAACGGUGGUAGUCCUGGUACGCAAGGUGUAACCGCAGGUGGACAAAGCAGGCGUACCUGACUAUGGAAGUGGUGGCGUAACACCUGGAAUCAUCUUCUUUACAGGAGCAACCGGCCCGCCGAAGUACCAGUAUAUAAAUAAGCCUACGUAAAUAUAAUACACAUAUACAUACAUACAUACAUAUACACACACAGAGACACAAACAUUACCUCUAUACAUAAUAUACAUAAUAUACAUAUAUAAAUACUAUAUCGAGUUAUGAUAGGGGUUCCUAAUUUUUCGUUGUUGUUUUCUUUAUUUAUU